ACUAGUGUGGAACGGUCUCCUUUAAUUCAAAUGUUUUACAACGCAUUACGCUAUUCUAUGGGAGCUUACGUAGAUAGUCAAAGUGUGUCUACCUAAUUAAACAAGUGUCUUUGUUCGACUCGGAUGAAAAAAUUAACAGCUUUGUGCCUUUGCGACAGGCGGAAAAAUUCUAUCUCUUUGAAAUCAGCCGACAAAAACCUAAGGAAUAUUGAGCAGCUCAGAAAAGCCACAAACGGAAAAUGGAUUUCGCCGCGAGUAAACACUCGGACAUAGCGGCAUUUUUUGCCAACAAAACGCUGUUGAUUACUGGUGGAACCGGCUUUAUAGGAAAGCUUUUGGUAGAGAAGCUGCUCCGCGCAUGUCCGGAUAUCAGAAAGAUCUACCUCGUCAUACGACCUAAGAAAGGCGUCAGCCCUCAAAAGCGACUCGCAACUCUACUUGCAGGCAAGGUAUUUGAAGGGGUGAUAAAUCGUCGGCCUGAAGCCUUGAACCAAGUGGAGGCACUCGUCGGAGAAACGUCUGAGCCACUUCUCGGUUUAUCUGAAGCUGACCUUGCCAGAAUCAAGUUGGAGGUUGAAAUUGUGAUUCAUUCUGCUGCAACCGUAAAAUUCAACGAGCCUUUAUCGGUGGCGACGCGAGUUAAUAUCGGCAGCACCAUACAGAUGGUCGCUCUUUGUCGUCAGAUGCCGAAACUCUGUUGUCUCUUACAUGUAUCGACUGCUUAUGUCAAUGUCACCGAACCAUCAGACGUUAUCGUCGAAGAGCGGGUCUAUCACUCGAAGUUGUCCGGCGAAGAUUUACUAGAGUUAAUCGAACGUCUGCCUCCGGACGCACUGGAGGCAGCGACGCCGAAGCUUAUGCUCGGGUUUCCCAACACUUAUACAAUAACAAAGAAACUAGCAGAACAGGUGGUUGAAAAUUCAGGCUUACCUGCUAUUAUUGUGCGUCCCUCAGUCGUGAUCGCCACAAACAAGGAACCAUUUCCGGCUUGGAUUGAUAAUAUGAACGGUCCGACUGGUUUCUUAUUGGCUCUAGGCACCGGUGUCUUGUCCGUCGUCCGAACAAAGCUUUCUCUCAAACCAGAUAUCGUUCCUGCAGAUUUUGUCGUAAACUGUAUCAUUGCCGCAGUAUACCGACGUGCAACUAACUGGUUUCACCUAGAUACUCCGGUACCGGUGGUUCAUGCCUGUAUGGGCCACGAACGAAAUCUGCCCAUGUUCGACUUUAAGGGUCGUUGCGAAAAACUUGUAGCUGAAUUUCCACCAUUAAACUGCAUUCGUUACCAAGGAGCAGCUGUUGUGGAAACCGAAUGGGAAUUUCGGCUGAGAAUGUUUUUGUUUCAUAGGAUUCCUAUGGAGUUAGCUGAUCUGUUUGUAUGUCGCUUAGCUGGCAAGCAGAUUGCCAUUAGGAAAAUGUAUCAUCGCCUCGUGGACAGCUUGGAGAUGCUUGGAUUCUUUUUUUUGCAGGACUGGAACUUUGAAACGACCAAUUCGAAACAGCUUUUCGACGGCCUAACUGAGACAGAUCAAUAUUUAUUCCCGAUGAUGUCGACCGAAGAGUUCUGCUGGGAUGAAUUCUUCAUGAUCUAUUUGUCCAGUAUUAAGUACUUCGUCUUGAACGAGACUUUGAGCCAGCUGGAACCAGCGCGUCGAUGGAGACGAAAGUUGGCGAUUAUUCAUUAUGCAACAUUGUUACUCAGCUAUUUCGUUUUGGCAAAGGUCUUGGCGAAGACGAUCGAAUUUGUCGUUGAAGUCGACAUUCCGUUACUGUGAAGAGUCGAACGUGUUUAUGAGUUCUAGAGCAGAUUUUUUAGAGACAAGUGUGGUACUUCGUCUCUGCUGUUCAUCGUCAAUUAGAGAACUCCAUACUUCUACUUAUUCAUUAACGCUGAAUCUGCGAAGAAAAUCGAUAGACAAUUGCGUUCACUUGGGUACCGUUGACUUACUUUCAUACUAUAUAUAGUAUAUAGAUAGAUAUUGUUAGUCUUACUGUGAUCUACUGUGAGCCGCGUCGCUUUGAGUGACCGUUGCUGCUGAUCGAGUUUCCUAUUCGUUUUUCCUGUCUCACGACUUUGCCCCGAGCUCACUUGUACUGUCACCGACUUCAACAAAAAUGUCGUAGAUAAGAGAACCUUGAUAACGCCAGCCAUCGAUUCGUGUAUGAUACCCGUGGCGAUAGGUGGUGCUGAACAGCCGAAGCAUAUUGUCGUCCUAUACUCUUGUGUAGUCUUUUAUAAAUAAAGCAUACUUCUUAUGGUC
Molecule: messenger RNA, 2258 nt
Organism: Varroa destructor (honeybee mite)
Lineage: Eukaryota; Metazoa; Arthropoda; Arachnida; Mesostigmata; Varroidae
Product: putative fatty acyl-CoA reductase CG5065
Biological process (GO): long-chain fatty-acyl-CoA metabolic process
Cellular component (GO): peroxisome
Molecular function (GO): alcohol-forming very long-chain fatty acyl-CoA reductase (NADP+) activity
Source: RefSeq, a predicted model, not a curated record